AUGUCAGCUUUUGUUUGUAAAAGUGAUGCCCGUGGACGACACAACUUCGAGCUCUUGAAGAAACUUGUGUUGCCUGAUGGGUCCUUUCUCCGUGCUCGUUUGCCUGGACGGCCUACUCGCGAUUUCUUGUUUACAGAUCCGGCUCGUGAUGGUGUUAGCUUGUUGAAGAUAUGGAACAUGAACAAGUACGCUGGAGUCCUCGGUGUUUACAACUGCCAAGGUGCAGCCUGGAACAGAGCUGCAAGGAAGAACAUUUUCCACCAAACAAAUACGGACUCCAUAUCAGGCAAUGUGAAGGGUUGUGACGUCCAUCUCAUUUCCGAGGCCUUGUUGGACCCUGAAUGGCCCAGUGACUGUGUAGUAUACUCCCACCGGACCGGUGAACUAAUCACCCUUCCAUACGAUGCAUCCAUGCCGGUUUCCCUCAAGGUCCUCGAGAAUGAAAUCUUCACACUAACACCUAUCAAGCACUUGGCACCAGGGUUCAGUUUUGCACCAUCGGCAUGUGAAAGCAGUGGUCUUGUUCAUGCGCGGAUGGAGAAUUCUAGCAACGAAUUGGUAGGAAUUUGCAUGGAGAUCAAAGGUUGUGGAAACUUUGGUGCUUAUUCAUCAGCCAAGCCGAGAAAGUGCACCGUCGGAUCUAGUAAAGUCGAGUUCGAUUACGAUUCUUCCCCUGGAUUGCUGAAGUUCGAUCUGGGAAGAAUGCCGGAGAAAGGGCAGAAGGACCAUGUUGUUAAGUUGAGUUAUGAGUUAAAUGUAGCAGAGUAG
This is a messenger RNA of Hibiscus syriacus, 768 nucleotides long. RefSeq names its product probable galactinol--sucrose galactosyltransferase 6. The coding region runs from base 1 to 768 and encodes 255 amino acids. The transcript has 4 exons. Lineage: Eukaryota; Viridiplantae; Streptophyta; Magnoliopsida; Malvales; Malvaceae. The record is from RefSeq and is a predicted model, not a curated record.